GGGCUGGCGAGUUGUCGGCUGGGAAAUGGCGGCCGCGGGCUUGGUCGCAGUGGCCGCCGCUGCUGAGUACUCUGGCCCAGCAGCGUCGGGAGGUAACCUCCCCGCUGUUAACUGCGGUCCAAGCUCCGGGGCAGCCCCUGGACCUGGCCCGGGUUCAUGGAGCCGUUCCCUGGAUCGAGCGCUGGAGGAGGCGGCGGUGACCGGGGUGCUGAGCCUGAGCGGCCGGAAACUGAGGGAGUUUCCCCGGGGAGCGGCCAACCACGACCUGACGGACACCACCCGGGCGGAUUUGUCACGAAAUCGCCUCUCAGAAAUUCCUAUAGAAGCCUGUCACUUUGUUUCUCUUGAAAAUCUCAACUUGUAUCAAAAUUGUAUUCGGUAUAUCCCAGAGGCAAUUCUAAAUCUGCAAGCUCUAACGUUCUUGAAUGUUAGUCGAAACCAGCUGUCAACAUUGCCAGUACACUUGUGUAAUUUACCAUUAAAAGUCUUAAUUGCUAGUAAUAACAAAUUGGUCUCACUUCCAGAAGAAAUUGGACACCUCAGAUAUUUGACAGAACUUGAUGUGAGCUGCAAUGAAAUUCAAACUAUACCUUCCCAAAUUGGUAAUCUGGAGGCCUUGAGAGACCUUAAUGUAAGAAGAAAUCACUUAGUACGUUUGCCUGAAGAGCUGGCAGAGUUGCCUUUGAUACGGUUAGACUUCUCAUGCAAUAAAAUUACAACAAUCCCUGUCUGUUAUCGGAACCUGCGGCACCUCCAAAUGAUAACCCUAGAUAACAAUCCACUACAGUCGCCUCCUGCACAGAUAUGUAUAAAAGGCAAAAUCCACAUCUUUAAGUACCUGAACAUACAAGCUUGUAAGAUUGCUCCUGAUCUACCAGAUUAUGAUAGGAGACCCUUGGGUUUUGGCUCCUGCCAUGAAGAACUGUACUCAAGUCGCUCUUAUGGAGCCCUAGAUUCCGGUUUCAACAGUGUGGACAGUGGUGAUAAAAGAUGGUCAGGGAAUGAGCCUGCAGAUGAAUUUUCAGAUCUGCCUCUUCGGGUUGCAGAGAUUACUAAAGAGCAGAGACUCAGAAGAGAAAGCCAGUACCAAGAGAAUCACAACAGCUUAGUAGUAACAAACGGUGGAGUAGAGCAUGAUCUGGAUCAGAUUGACUACAUUGACAGCUGUGCUGCAGAGGAAGAAGAGGAGGAGGUGAGACAGCCCAAGGGCCUGGACUCAGACAGCCUCAGUUCACAGUUUAUGGCAUAUAUUGAACAACGGCGUAUCUCUCAUGAGGGUUCACCAAUAAAGCCAGUAGCCAUUAGGGAGCUUCAAAAAACAGAAGAUGUAAGAAGAUACUCACAUCAAAGCAGGGUUCCAGUUGAGCCAUCCUCUCUCUUGUCUCUGUCACCAAGUCACAAUCAGCUGUCUCAUGCAGACUUGGAACUUCAUCGGCGAAGAGAACAGUUAGUAGAGCGCACUCGGAGAGAGGCACAGCUUGCUGCCCUGCAGUAUGAAGAGGAGAAAAUAAGGACCAAGCAGAUUCAGAGAGAUGCUGUCCUGGACUUUGUCAAGCAAAAAGCAUCACAAAGUCCACAGAAACAACAGCCCACCUUAGAUGGUGAGUGUCCCUUCCCAUCCCGAAGGUCUCAGCACACUGAUGAUAGUGCCUUGUUAGUGAGUGAUGACAGAUGUAAUGCUAUGUCAAGUUCACCUACAACAGAAACAGUUCAUCACUCCCCUGCAUAUCCUUUUCCUGCUGCUGUCCAGAGAAAUCAGCCCCAGCGCCCUGAAAGCUUCCUUUUCCGACCAGCUGUCAGGGCAGAAGCAAAUAAAGGUCAUUCUUCAUCCCUUCUUCCAUCUUCUGUGCCUGCCAUUGAUUCUGCAGAUCCCAUUACAAGACAGAGAGAAGAAGAACUGAAAUUGAUAGAUCAACUACGCAAACAUAUUGAAUACCGGUUGAAAGUAUCUCUACCUUGUGAUCUGGGAGCAGCUCUAACUGAUGGUGUUGUCCUUUGCCAUUUGGCCAAUCACGUGCGGCCUCGAUCUGUCCCAAGCAUUCACGUUCCCUCACCAGCUGUACCUAAAUUAACAAUGGCAAAAUGCAGGCGAAAUGUGGAAAAUUUCCUGGAAGCUUGCAGAAAAAUUGGUGUGCCUCAGGAGCAAUUAUGUUUGCCUCUCCACAUUUUAGAAGAGAAAGGUCUGAGCCAGGUUGCCGUGACGGUCCAGGCUCUCCUGGAACUUGCCCCCCCCAAGCAACAGCAGCCCCAGUUGUCUGCUGUCUAAGGAUACCAGGACCCUGGGCGUUCGAACAGGACUGCGGUCGCUGCUGCCAGCCGUCUGCUUAAGCAAAGCUAUCAUGUGUUCUUAGGAGGGACUGUCUCCGUGAUUCCUAACAGGAAUAUUUUACUUCAUUUCUCCAUUUUAGGGGAGGUUAUGUCCAUUUCCAUUGAAUAUUUUUAGGAAGAACAUUUGGUUUUCUCCAGUGAAACUUCGCUCAUUACUGAGAACCCAGCCCAGAAACUUAGCGUGGCCAUGCUUUCCCAAGGAGCAGGCAGAGUCUGCUCAGAGGGUAUCUGCCUCUGCUGAGGGCACAGACGUUGUGCUGUCUUUCAUGGGCCCAGGACACCUGGAGUCUACUGGUUUGUAAAUGUGGUUGUUCAUUAGGCUCUCCUGGAGUGCAAAUACAGAUUCUCACUCAGUCAGUCUGGGUGGGACCUGGGACUCCACGUUCUCAGCAAACAUUCUAACUGGUUCUCCUGCAGUGGAGACCACUAUUCCAAGUCAGGUAGUUUGAUGGAGGUGUGGGGGAUAAUCUCUUCACUGUAGUUUUCAGCGACAUUUAAAAUCAAUAAUGACAACUUGGACCAUUCUGUCAAAGGUAAAACAGAAAUAACAUAGAAGCCCUGUAUUUUGCAUAGGAAAAGCAGUGAAAGCGAGACAGUUGUAUUUAAGGCCAGUGUUCUAGACCUCCUGUCCAUUCCAGUCCACCACCAUGUCCUCCUUUCUGUAGAGGAUAGGGUUCAUGAACGAGUCCGCUGCACCCAGAAUCUAAAUCCUUCACAGGAACAUGUGAGCCCCCUCACUCCCUGCCCCGCCUUGCUGCUCCCAGGAUGCCUGCACCUGUUGCUGCAGAUACACUGCUAGUCCCAGUGCACACACUCAUGGAAGAUCAUGAAAACAGCAAAAAGGAAUAAAAGAAAAGUCAAUUUUCUUAUCUUUCUUUCAAGUAACUGAGAGCACUUAAUGGCAUCUUAGAAAACCCUUUCCUUCUUUCUGUCUAGCUCCACCACUUCUGCCUUCCGCACUCAAUUGUGGGUGGAGGAGAAGGACCCAAGGGCUCACAGAACAAAUCAGGAGCUUUUGUUCAAGUUGAAAUCACUGGGGAUAAUCUUCUCCUGUAUUUUAAACCCCUUUAGUUGUCAAGAUCCUAGUUAUCUAGGUCUUCUGUGGUUGUUAACUUUUGGAUUUUAACAAUGCAUGCAUUUGAGCAUAAUGUUACCCAUCUUUUUAAAAUGUAAGUGCAGCACCUAAAAGUAGCUUUAGAUAAUAACAUUUUCUCCUUGUUCCUGCAGAGAAAUAUGUUCAUUAGCACAUCACCACUUUUCUCAAUCUUGAAAUUACACAACAUAAAACAUCUAAGCGCAAAGCCCAGUCCCACAGGUCCUCACAGAACGAAAGCAAUAUAUCUUAUGAGUGCUGAGAGCCAGACCCAUUAUAUUUUAAAAGGCAGAAAGACCCACCAGCCGUGGAACUUGCUUAGAAUUUAAGCCCUAGUAGUUUUAAACUGUAGGUGUUUUUCCUUCUAGUCAACAUUAAACCUCAGUACAAUCUCCAAAUUACAGAGCACCACCAGAAGUGAAACUCUACAAAGGACUGGCCUGUUUUUAACAUUAUGCAAGGAAUAAUUCCAGAAGACAUUACAUAAUGCAACAUUGGCAACAAAUGUUUCCAUUGGAAUAAGUGGAAAUUUAAGUUGAUUUCACAUUUUGCACAUAACAUGAAACCUUAAUAUUAUUUUUAUUGAACUAAUUCAUAUUUGCAUUUGAAUUGUUAGAAACAUUUGUGUAGAGUUUUGGUAAUGAAAAGUAGCAAAUAUAUUGAGUUUCUGUGUCAGGAACAAAAAUCAGUGGGUUUUUUUUUUUUUUAGACAUUUUGUAUUCAGUGUUUUGUGUGUAUUUUUUCUUUUUUAAAUUGGAAAGAACAACUCAGUUUAACAUUUAGCCUUGCUGGGCUCCAAUGAAAGAUGAAGAUGUCCUUGUCACAGUGCCCCUGACCUGCAGCAGUGACCUUGACCUUGCCAGCCCUGACCCCGAGAAGGCUGAGUGCCCACCCAGAGGGGCCUGCCACCUACAGAGAUGCUGGCAGCAGUUCCCCAGCUUCCCGGCACAUCUCUGAGAACCCUGCACACCAACCCUCUCUCCCAAUGCCCAUGUCUGGAAACAGCUCCUGGGAAGAGGGGCCUUUGUGCUUGGCUGGAACAGAGCAGAGAGAGGCCAAGCAGCUGUCACGUUCCCUGUCAGCUUCUGAAACCUAACCCAGGAGUCUGACCGCUCCUGCUUUCCACAGCUCAGCAGUGACUAACGAUGUGUGACUGUGCUGACACGGCUGAAUUCAUAUAAACUAAGCUCUUAAAUGGUUACAGAAGUGAAGGAAACCAUGGAUAUUCAGAAGUCUUUUUAUGUACACAUUGCAGUGAGA
Molecule: messenger RNA, 4681 nt
Organism: Lepus europaeus (European hare)
Lineage: Eukaryota; Metazoa; Chordata; Mammalia; Lagomorpha; Leporidae
Gene: LRCH3
Product: leucine rich repeats and calponin homology domain containing 3
Exons: 20
Coding region: 26-2266 (746 amino acids)
Molecular function (GO): protein binding
Source: RefSeq, a predicted model, not a curated record